Neodiprion virginianus is the source of this 885-nucleotide messenger RNA. RefSeq lists its product as uncharacterized. NCBI's taxonomy places the organism in Eukaryota, Metazoa, Arthropoda, Insecta, Hymenoptera, Diprionidae. The transcript is spliced from 3 exons. Bases 1 to 885 code for a protein of 294 amino acids. Gene Ontology annotation, biological process: DNA integration. The record is from RefSeq and is a predicted model, not a curated record. Gene Ontology annotation, molecular function: nucleic acid binding.
AUGGGCGAUCUACCGAGCGAGCGUGUUCGUGGAUCUUUGAGACCACUUACUUCUACUGGGGUAGAUUACGCAGGCCCGUUGCAAGUACGUGAAAGUCGUCGACGCGGUCUAGUUCACACAUUAAAAGUGUGGAUUGUUGUAUUCACCUGCUUCGCGACAAAGCCAGUUCAUCUGGAGCUUGUUACGGAGUUAACAUCAGAAACAUUCUUGGCAGCACUACGGCGAUUUGUCGCUAGACGUGGCGUUUGCUCACAAAUUAUAUCCGACAAUGCUACCAACUUUGUUGGCGCAGUUCGAGAAUCAAAAGAAGUUUUCGAGUUUCUCGAAAAAGAAGAAAACACGAUAUCGGAGCAUCUCUCACAACAAAAAAUCACCUGGAAGUUUAUCCCACUACGGGCACCGCAUUUCGGCGGAGUGUGGAAGGCGGCUGUCAAAACUACAAAACGACAGCUUAAUACAGUUACCAUGGGCUUGGUCUCAACGUUCGAAGAGUAUUAUACUCUUUUGGUCGAAAUCGAAUCGAUCCUGAAUUCCCGACCGUUGACUCCACUAUCCAGUGAUCCCAAUGAUACAACUGCCAUGACCCCUGCCCAUUUCCUUAUUGGGGACACACUCAUAUUGCCUGCAGAACGUAACUAUCUUGAAACAUCCGACAACAGACUGUCGCGAUGGCAACUCCUUCAAAAGAGACGAGGCAAGUGGUGGACAAAAACCAAAAAUAUCGAGAUCGGAGCUCUCGUGCUUCUAAAAGAGGACAACGCUCCACCACUUCAGUGGAAACUUGGACGAGUCGUGGAGAUCCAUCCGGGCACUGACGGUGUUGUGAGGGUGGUAGCAGUGAAGACUGCGACGGGAACCUUCAAGCGGGCGGAAAAACGUUUCUAG